AUGUUUUUGUGUAGGGGCUUCUCGUCCCUCGGUCUUGCGGCUGCGUCAUUGCUUUUCUAUACUCUACUUCCUCUUGGUGCUAGCGCCGUCAUACGGGAGGCAGAAUGCACAGUUUCUUCGAUAGAAGGCCGUUCUUGCACCCAAUCGACUCCCCAAGGCUUCAUCCCAGAAAAUGUCGCAGAAAGGACAUGGAGAAAGACAUUCCCUGAGCCGGACUUGGAUGUCCUCUCGGAACUUCUCGACAGCAUAGGUGUGAUGCAGGAUGACUAUUUUGCUCCAUGGCUAGGGACGUGGCCCACUUCCAUAGACUGGACAGGUGCAGUUAUGGGAACACAUGUCUCAGGGACCUUGCGAAGCUUCACGGCUGCUCUGGACGCUGUGCGAUCAAGCGGCGAUCCAGUGGAGGACUGGAAGCUGAAAGAGAACCUGAUUGAGAAUUACUUUACUCAGGUGGUCUCCUACUACUUUGGAGAGAAUGACUUUGAGAUCAGGAUGGAAGCAUACGAUGAUAUACUCUGGGUCGUCUUGGGCUGGCUCGAGGCGGUCCGCUUCGUCAGGGAACACACUGCGCUUCACUACCAACUAGAAACUCAGCGAAAGGGCUUGGAUAGCCAAAGCACGGGAAGCGUUGGCGAAAUCCUACGGAACCAGACCUGGCACGGCAACCUGUGGAUUCCUGCCUUUUCCCACCGAGCAAGAGUAUUUUGGGAUCUGGCCGCCAAGGGCUGGGAUACCGAAUUAUGUGGCGGCGGUAUGACAUGGAAUCCACGACUUUUGCCCUACAAGAACGCCAUCACCAAUGAGCUGUUCAUUGCUGGGUCUAUCUCCAUGUAUUUGUACUUUCCCGGCGACGACAAUACGGCUCCGUUCAGCCAGGCAAGAACCUCAAGGGAUGCCCAGGGAACGGAAGCCAGGCAACAGGUCGCGCGCGACCCCAAGUACCUCCAGGCCGCCGUGGACGGGUACAAGUGGCUCGUCAAUUCCAACAUGACCGAUACGCAGGGCCUAUUUACAGACGGCUUUCACAUUAGCGGGUAUGCCAACCCAGCAAGCAACAACACAAAGUGCGACGAGCGUAAUGACAUGGUCUUUACCUACAACCAAGGCGUAGUCUUGACGGGCCAGCGCGGCCUGUGGGAUGCGACUGGCGCGCUGUCGUAUCUGCUCGAGGGCCACCUGCUCAUCCAAAACGUCAUCAACGCCACGGGCUACGACCUGAAGCGCGACCAGCCCCGCGACGACUACAAGACCCUGGCACCCGACACGGUCCCCCAGUGGUAUGGCCUGGGUCGCCUGGGCGUUAUUGAGGACAACUGCGAUGCCAGCGGCACCUGCAGCCAGGACGGCCAGACGUUCAAGGGCAUCUUUUUCCAUCAUCUAACCUACUUCUGCGCGCCGCUGAGCCUGCCCCCGCCGGAUCUGGGCCGCGAGGUCGACCACGACGCCUUUGCCGCGGCCCAAAAGUCCCACACCGAGGCCUGCCUGAGCUAUGCCGGCUGGCUCCGGUGGAACGCCGAGGCGGCCCUGAACACCCGCGACGCCGCCGGCAAGUUUGGCAUGUGGUUCACGGCCGGCCUCUUGACCAACCUGACCAGCGCGGCCUGGCCCACCGUGGCCGAUCAGCACGUUGCCGGCGUCGAUUACCGCAACUAUGGCGUGCCCAACGACACCACGUGGCAGCGCCCCGGCGAUAUCUUGGACCCCGGCGCCAAGAUGCCCGUCGGUAUUCCCAUUCUCCCCGCGGACGAGUCUCGGCAACAGCCCAUUGACGGAGCGGCUGCGCCGAGACAAGCCCUUGGUGUAGACGAAAAGGUCGAGAGGGAAUCGUUGGCUGAUGAUCCCAACAACAGAGGCAGAGGCCGAACAGUGGAGACGCAAGGCAGCGGAUUGGCGUUGAUCAGGGCGUAUUGGAGUAUCACACAGUUGCGGGAUUGA
This is a messenger RNA of Pestalotiopsis fici W106-1, 1935 nucleotides long. RefSeq lists its product as uncharacterized. NCBI's taxonomy places the organism in Eukaryota, Fungi, Ascomycota, Sordariomycetes, Amphisphaeriales, Sporocadaceae. The record is from RefSeq and is a predicted model, not a curated record. Bases 1 to 1935 code for a protein of 644 amino acids. Gene Ontology annotation, biological process: carbohydrate metabolic process. The transcript has a single exon.